AAAGUUAUUGUUGCAGUGAAACUGCGGUCAAGGGUACCAGCACCUACAGUCGUGAUUUAUGGUGUUCCAUUAUAAGUUGAGUUAAAAGACCUAUCAUUGCUAGCAGCGCAGACAACAACAAUCCCCUUCUCAAUUGCUGAAAGAGAAGCAAUUGCAACAAGCACGUCAGUUUUUGUCAUUCCAUCAAUCACACCUGGCAGUGCAAGCUCUGUCAUCCACGAGGCUUUGUACAUGGCAACAUGUGCACGUGGUGCAACCCCUUUUGCUGUGCCUUUUGCAUAUCCAAAGUGACUUGCUCCUAAAACGUAGUUACCUGCAGCUGUGGAUGAAGUGUGGGUUCCAUGGCCAUAAGCAUCCCUUGGGAACUGCAACUUACAAGGUCAAGGUGGUUGAACCAGAGGGUUCUACCAUUGUUGUCUCACCAGAGACUUUAGCCUUUAGAAAGACACAUGAGAAACGGAGUUACAGUGUGGCCAUGAAGUAUCGGAGUGACAAGAAUGGGAAAGUUUCAUUUGGUGAACUUGUGUGGAUUGAAAAUGGAAAACAUACUGUUAGGAGUCCUAUUGUAAUAUCACCUCCUAGUUCCCGAAAGGGUUUCUCCAGGCCAUGAUUAGGGAAUUUCCAUUGUGGCAUUGAAGCUAUGCAGGAGGUCCUGCAAUUUCCAGUUCAUCUAAGCAUGAGCAGUGCAGUAGCUCGGUCCAUCACAAGCAAGGUUGCCUGCCCUUUGCUGCUAGCCCGUUUUUCAAGUUUUGAGGGUGGAUGGAGUCUUUGUUUAACAAGAGAAUCAAUGGGUGAAUAAUAGCCCAACAAUCCAGGUCAGUGGGACAGUAAACAAUUAAAAUCGGCCUAUAUAUUCUUCUAAAAUUUUGAUUUAAUUAGUUUAAUCAAGAAAUAGAAGUCCACAUAAUCUUGUGUUCUACAAUAAUGCUCCUAAAGUUAAAUAAAAAAUCAGUAAACGAAUCUUAACAUAUUUUUGGAAGUAGAGAGUCAGAAGGAGUAAGAUUAACAAUAAAAUUUUUAAAGAGAAUAUUAAUAUCCAACAGAUCACUACUGUAAAACUAAAUAUGUUGCAUGUUGUGGCUUAACCACAAGUUAUAUUUUGACUGGUAAUUAUUGGCAGUAUUCCUCUAUGUUGAAUGUGAGAUAAUGUAUGAUCUUUGAUUGUGCUUAGUGUCCCGGCUUUUAGAUAGCCUCUUUUAGUUUUCUUUUUCUUGUAAAUUGAAAACUGUCCAUAUAGAUGGGAAUAACAGAAUAUCCAAAAUAAGCACAGAGAUAAUGGGUUCUUUCAGUGGGAAUUCUAAUCUAUUUGCUCUGUUUCUUACAUUUAUCUUGUUUGCUUUUCAUGCUUCCUCUGUUUCGGUAAAUAGGUCCAUUUACAUUGUCCAUAAGGAUAAGUCCUCCAUGCCCAAAAAGUUUCACUGGCCCUCAUGGAUUGUACUCCUCUAUGACUGAUCCUCUCAAAUCAACAAAUCCUCCCCUCUUUGGAAAGUGAAUUGUCUCUACCCUCUCUUUCUUUUACUAUACUCCUAAGACAGUGCUGCACAUGAUGUUAGUGCCGCUUUGUCUUAUGGUGAAUUAGAAACACUAAAGGAGUCUCUAGGAUUCUUCUCAUCCAUCAGAAAGUUUGUCUACUGCAGCUAGGUUGGCUUUCAAGUUUCAAAGAAUGGAUGAAAGUCCUUGUUUAACACGAGAAGGACGUGCAUGCCUGAAUAAUCUUCCCAUCAGCCUCAGCCCUUAGUUUUCCAUACAUUAUUGUCUAACUUGUCGAAAAUCCGUUUCUGCACAGAUUUUCUUCUUUUUGCCAUUACUGCUUUACAGGUCAAGUCUACGCUUUUUGUUGUCUUCUAAGACAAGGGAUGAUACAAAAAAUAUCACCUGAUAAACUUAAUUUUCAAUUUCCUUUUCUUGUUUGGCACCAUAAAAUCAAUGUACCUUUCAGCAAUAAAAAAUAUCUUUAAUA
Rubroshorea leprosula is the source of this 1960-nucleotide messenger RNA. NCBI's taxonomy places the organism in Eukaryota, Viridiplantae, Streptophyta, Magnoliopsida, Malvales, Dipterocarpaceae. The record is from the annotation of a GenBank genome assembly.